GGAAGAAAAUACACUGCCUACGAAACACUACAAUGCAAUUAAAAUGUCAUACAGGCUGCGAAUCGUUAUGUAAACAAAAACAGGAGUAUCUAUUUACCUCCAGGUAAACCCCUUCCCCCCGACAUAACGUUCAGGUUACGGUAACGUUAAUGGUCUGUUCCGGCCUGACUAGGGAAACGUGCGCGGAAAAUAAACUGCAAACGGUGGUUUGCAGCGCCGAGACGCAAAUGCGGAAACUUACACCGACAGCCCAAAAUUAUGGAUGCAGAAUAAUAAUGGUCAUCAUUUGAAAUAUCAUUGUAAAUGCAGGUAUAGAGAUGACGGGCCUGCCAGCGGCCGGUCGCAGAAGCGUGACCGGGUCCGGUUGCGGUCCUGCGGCUCCAUCGGCGCCUCACCACGUGACAUAUGUUUACAUCCUCUCAGCUGUUUCUCCUGCGCCGAUCCGAAGAGACGCCAGCAUGUCCUGCGCUUUUUAAACAUCUCAAUAUCUGGCCGCAUACUCAAAAAACGGAGAAGAGCGACCACAGAAAGACCCUGAUAUUAUUCCCCGUUUCGGUGCGAUCUCGCUCCUUUCGGCUGCGGUGACAUAUGCGGCGUAACUAGUUCCCUUGAUGACUGUGGCGCCGGUGGUCUGACGUCGAGAGCCCGAGGAGCGCCACCCGGUGUCCAUGUGGUGAGGUGGGGGGGGGCGGCGAGAGGGGCGGCCCGAGAGCACGAGCACCAAAGAUCUCCAGCAGCCAUGGGGGGCGCCGUGAGCGCUGGCGAGGACAACGACGACCUGAUCGACAACCUGAAGGAGGCUCAGUACAUCCGCACGGAGAGGGUGGAGCAGGCCUUCCGGGCCAUCGACCGCGGGGACUACUACCUGGAAGGUUACAGAGACAAUGCCUACAAGGACCUGGCGUGGAAGCAUGGCAACAUCCACCUUUCAGCGCCGUGCAUCUACUCCGAGGUGAUGGAGGCGCUGAAGCUCCACCAAGGCCUCUCCUUCCUCAACUUGGGAAGCGGGACUGGCUACCUGAGCACCAUGGUGGGCCUGAUUAUAGGUCCGUUUGGGGUGAACCAUGGCGUGGAACUCCACACCGACGUGGUGGAAUAUGCCAGAGAGAAGCUGGACGACUUUAUUAAGAACAGCGACAGUUUUGAUAAGUUUGAGUUUUGUGAACCCAAGUUUGUGGUGGGGAACUGCUUAGAGAUCUCGUCAGAUAGCCACCAGUACGAUCGCAUUUACUGCGGAGCUGGGGUUCAGAAGGACCAUGAGAACUACAUGAAGAUCCUGCUGAAGGUGGGGGGCAUCCUCGUCAUGCCUAUCGAGGAUCAGCUGACUCAGAUCACGAGAACCGGCCAGAGCAGUUGGGAGAGUAAGAACAUUCUGGCAGUGUCCUUCGCACCCCUGGUGCAGCAGAGCCGUGGCGAUGGGAACAAGGCCGACGCCGUAAAGCUGCCUCCCAUCAGCGUGAGGACCCUCCAGGACCUCUCCCGCAUCUACAUCCGCCGCGCCCUCCGCGACCUGACCGCCGACGAGACGCAGUCCCUCAACACGCCACAGAGGGCGCCCCAGAAGCGCAAGCGGCGGCGCUGCCGCCGCCGGCGCAUCAACACCUACGUCUUCGUGGGCAACCAGCUCAUGCCGCAGCCGGCCGAGAGCGAGGAGGACGAGCGGAUCGAAGAGGACGGCAAGGAGGAGGAAGAGAAGGACAGUUGUGAGGUCAUGAAGCUGGAGGAGCCUCAGCAGAACCUCCUGAGGAGCAAAAUUCUGAUGUUGCCUUUACCGGAAGCUCUGAAGGCUUAUCUGCUGUACUACAGAGAGAAAUAACGGACAGCCAGUCAGAGGGGCAGUAACACCUGCUUUUUUUUCUCUCUCUCUCUCUCUCUCCCCCCCCUGCCCCCCCCCCCCCCCCCCUUUACCGCUUUCUCGAGAUGUAGCAUGGCCGUGGGUCUUUUCAGAGUUGGACCCAUCUUGAAGAGCGCGAGUGGUCCCUGCGGCCAUGUGAUCUUUACCUUUGACGUCUCUUUGCUGUCGAACGUGAACGUGGGGGGAAAAAAAAAUGAUGUAAUCACUUUCCAAAAAGGGGGGGCGGGGGGGGGAGGGUGUUUCACCUGCACGUUGUGUGCGUUGUGUUUGUGUCCAAGAAAAGGAAGAAAAACAGAGUGCUUGGGGGGGGGGGGGG
Brienomyrus brachyistius is the source of this 2171-nucleotide messenger RNA. It is a transcript of the gene pcmtd1, whose product is annotated as protein-L-isoaspartate (D-aspartate) O-methyltransferase domain containing 1. The record is from RefSeq and is a predicted model, not a curated record. Bases 740 to 1816 code for a protein of 358 amino acids. NCBI's taxonomy places the organism in Eukaryota, Metazoa, Chordata, Actinopteri, Osteoglossiformes, Mormyridae. Gene Ontology annotation, biological process: protein modification process. The transcript has 6 exons. Gene Ontology annotation, cellular component: cytoplasm. Gene Ontology annotation, molecular function: protein-L-isoaspartate (D-aspartate) O-methyltransferase activity.